CCGGCCCGGCGCGGCCCCUCCCAGGCGGCAGCAGCAGGAGGAGCCUCCCCGCCACCGGCAGCCGCCGGGCUGAAGCGCAGGCAGGGCAGGGGGUGAGCCAUGUCCCUGACGGGGCGGCGGCAGGAGGAAGAGGAGGAAGAAGAAGGGCCUGGGCCCGGUGCGGGGGAUGGCGGAGGGGAGGAGGUGGUGCAGAUCCGGCUGGGGGACAAGCGCUACCCGGUGUGCAAGAGGAAGCUGAUCGAGCAGAGCGAUUACUUCCGAGCCUUGUACCGCUCGGGCAUGCGGGAGGCAGGGCAGGGCCAGGAGGAGCAGCUGCUGCGCGGGGGGCUGAGCGCCCUGGGGCUGGAGCUGGUCCUGGACUUCAUCAACACCUCCUGCCUGGCCAGGCUGGAGCAGGAGGAGGGGGGCGAGGAGGAACCCCCUUUGCUGGAGGAGCUGGUGGAAGCCGCUUCCUACCUGCAGGUCACCCCCUUGCUCCGCCUGCUCCUCUCCCAGGUGAGGUUGGGCAACUGCUUCGAGCUGCACCGCCUGGCUCAGGUCUACGGCCUCCAGGACUUGCACGACGCCUGCCUAGACUUCAUGGCCGCCCACUACCAUCAGGUGCUGCGCAGGCCCGACGCCCGCCCGCAUCUCCUCCUGCCCCACGCUCUCCAGCAGCACUUGAAGGAGAGGCGGAUGAGGGGCACUGCCACCCUGGUGGCCAUCGGGGACUUCAUGGGUGCCUCCGCCCUGGGCCUGCCUCCAGGCCCUCACCCUCCGGUGGAAGCCCCCUGGUCGAUGCUGAGGUACGACGAGGAGGUGCAGAGGUGGCUGCCCUUGGCCAACAACCUGCCCCCUGAUCUGGUCAACGUCCGAGGCUACGGGUCGGCGAUGCUGGACAACUACCUCUUCAUCGUCGGGGGCUACAGGAUCACCAGCCAAGAGAUUUCAGCUGCCCACUGUUACAACCCUUGCCUGAACGAAUGGAGUCAGCUGGCUUCGAUGAACCAGAAGAGGUCCAAUUUUAAGCUUUUGGCUGUAAAUGGAAAGCUCUAUGCCAUCGGUGGUCAAUCCCUUUCCAACGUGGAGUGCUAUAACCCAGAAAACGACUGGUGGAAUUUUGUGGCAUCCAUGCCAAACCCUCUUGCAGAAUUCUCAGCUUGCGAAUGCAAGGGCAAGAUCUACGUUAUUGGAGGAUACACUACACGAGAUAGGAAUAUGAACAUUUUGCAGUACUGUCCCACUUCUGAUUCCUGGACCAACUUUGAACUUUGUGAUGUCCAUGUUCGCAAACAACAGAUGCUCUCUGUUGAAGAAACUAUAUACCUGGUAGGGGGUUGUAUUCAUGAACUUGGACCAAACCAAAAAUCCAGCCAAAGUGAGGACGUGUUAACUGUGCAGUCUUACAACAUUGCUACCAAAGAAUGGCUCUACCUCAAAGAGAACACAUCAAAAUCGGGUCUUAACUUGACUUGCACUCUCCACAAUGAUGGAGUCUAUAUACUGAGUAGGGAUAUUACUCUAUCUACAAGCUUGGAGCACCGUGUUUUCCUUAAGUAUAAUAUAUUUACAGACAGUUGGGAGUCACUAAGACGCUUUCCAGCCUUUGGACAAAACAUGCUGAUCUGUUCUAUGUAUUUGCCUGAUGUACGAGAACUGUAACAGCAUCAGGUAUUUCUUUUCAGCUCAUUAAUCAUUCUUGGAAGAAAUAUUGCUCCCUCUAAAGAAUUCCAUUUUCAGAAUGUAAUGUGUUUGCGGAACGUAGGCAUAAAAUACUGAUUCAGUUAUUUUAAAAAGUUGCAAAAUCCAAUAUUAAGAGAAAUGCUUCCAAAAACAGUUUUAAGAUUUCAGUUUAAAAAUUUUAUUGUUUUUGAUUAAAACUUCACCAAGUAUUGUUUGCAGUUCAAACAUAAACAAUUUAUGGUGCUUGGUACCUGAUAAAGGAGUUCCAAAGGCAAAAGUGAUCGGUCUAGUUUUUUUCUCCAUCUUAAUAGACAGUGUAGAAGAUGAGCAAGAAGUGUACAUGGUAAAAGUGGAAAUAAUGAAAUAAAGUGAAUAAUAAGUAUAAUAAAAAUCAUAAAGCCAAUGAUUUCUUUUAAAAUACAGUUUUUACUCAAAUUAUGUUCUGUCAAAUGUACAAUGUUAAAAAUUGUUUCUACUAUCGCAUUUAUAUCUCUUCUACGGUAAGAAGUGAGAUUCUCAAAGGUGCCAGCAAUUGAGGUGCCAUCAAGAAAUGAGAACUUCCCCUGAACUCUUUGUAGUGAAAUGCUUUUCCAGGGACGGGGAGGAGUUUCCCAGAGGCUUAUGGUUGCUGGUUGGAUACUAGAUUCUCCUUUAAUGGAAGUUGAUUGCAUUUAUUGCUACGGUUAAGACAGAAGCAAAUAGGCUCUAAAUUCAAAUGGACAAGUUUGCUCAUCUUCAGAAAGGUUCUAAGUUUUAGUUACCGGGCUGUAUUCUGUAGUACUGAGUCUUAAUGAUCAAAUUAUAAUUGGCAACAUGAUGCACGUUAGGAAAAUGUCCAUGAGCACAUGCAAUGGUGACUCUGCACCAGGCCCAUCCUGCCUGAUAACAGCCAUCCAGGACAUCCAUCUCUUGGUACAGGAGGGUUGAUUUGUGUAAAUGACCUCCUGUCAACACCACCCAAAUCAGGUGCACAUGAAUGUUGGCUCUUUCUUGUGUUACCAGGAGCUCGACAGAGAUUACCUGAAGCUUCCUGCCCAAACCUGUUAGACUCUACAAAGAGCACUGUGAGAGAAAUGCUCCUUUGUGAGGAUUCAGGAAUAGAUACUCUGGGAGCUUCUACCAGUUCCUGCCUAUUGCCUGAGAGAACUGUAGUGAUGAUUGGCCCCUUUUCUUUUUGUAGCUGGCAAGUUCAUACAUGUUUUCUGAAGGCACCUGCCCAGGUAUGAAAUGUGUGUCAAGUAAAGGAGAAGGUCUUGGUCACCAUGGGAAGGUUUCACUGCAGCUGUCUUUAGAGAAGAGGUAGCCGGGUUAGACAUGUGCAAAACACAUUGCAGGGAUGCUGGUUCUGUACCAGCUUUUUCUCCACCUGAGAAGACAGGAGAUUUAAUUCACAUGAACAGGUUCCAAAUAUGUGGAGAUGUCUCUUUUUUUCUUCAUUGGAAUUCAGGAAUCUGAAUCUUCUUUUGUAGAUGGAUGCCUGUUGUACAGAGGAGGAGGAGGAGGCAUCAGCGGUUCCCUCAAGGUCCUUUUAACUCCCUGCUUUUCCCUGGUUUUGAAUGAAAUCAGGGCUGACUAAAAGAGCCAUGAGACUUGAAGUGCCAAUGACUGCUCGCACAUUCAGUCAUUAGGUGCAUAAUUUUGGUGCUUCCAAUCGUGCAUAGCAACCCAAACAGAAAAUCCCAGAAAAUUCAUCCAGAGUGAAGGCAUUUGGGUUUGAACACUUUUCAGAUACGGCUGGACAUGAAGCAAAGUAUUUUGAAUGCCCAAGAUUUACCUUUUGGGUGAAAUAUUCUCAGCCUGACAGAAUAUGUUAUGCUUUGGCCCAAAGUAGUGUCUACCAUUCAGCUGUAUGCAUGAAUUUAAUUAGUUAAGUCCACCUCUAUGUGUUUGUGUUUAUGCCUUUGAAAACACAAUGCACUGAGCACCUGCUGUGUUUUGACAGCACUAUCAGCCCAAACAGUGGCUCUUCUGCAUGAGGAAUAAGGUGGCUUUCAUAAGAGUCUUCUUUUGGAAGUGUUUUAGA
Molecule: messenger RNA, 3685 nt
Organism: Athene cunicularia (burrowing owl)
Lineage: Eukaryota; Metazoa; Chordata; Aves; Strigiformes; Strigidae
Gene: KLHL42
Product: kelch like family member 42
Exons: 3
Coding region: 100-1641 (513 amino acids)
Molecular function (GO): protein binding
Source: RefSeq, a predicted model, not a curated record